AUGUCUCGCGCAGCCAAACUUGCGGAGCUGCGAGCGUUGCGCGCUGCUGGCAAGACGCGCCUAUCCACAUACGAAGUCGCCGAGGAGGAGGACCUAUACGAUACAGUUGAUGAUGAGGGGUAUAAGAAGAUUGUGCGAAACCGGCUAGAUCAGGACGAUUUCAUCGUCGACGACAAUGGCGAGGGAUACGUCGACGACGGCAGGGAAGAAUGGGAUGACGGCCAGGGCCGCUACAAAUAUGCUGCCACAGACAGCGAGGAAGAAGAUGAGCGGCCCAAGGGCAAGGCCGCUAAGCGGAAGCGUGAAGAAGACGCCGAGAAACAGGAGAAGAUCAACAACGGAAUCAGCAAGUAUUUCAGCGCAAAGACAGCUGCGAAAGCCCCAAAACCAAAGCCUGUCGCCAGUGCUGCUGACAAUGACUUCAUGGACGACCUACUCGGCGAAAUCGACACAAACAACGCCCGUCGUUCCGCACCACGCAUGCGUCCCGUGAAGAACGAAGCUAGGAGAAAGACCCGUGUUUUGUCUCCACCAGUAUCAGAGAACCGACCUGCUCUCAAGACGAGACAAACCAAUGACUCCGAUUCAUAUAUGCCAGACACGCCCCCAGCGGCAAAUACGUACGCAGAUGAUGAUGAUCUUCCUACAUUUAACGACGAAGAUGUACCUAUGAGCGACGCAGUUCUACCAUCAUCACCAGUCACGAAAGCUGUCGAGCGAAAGUCGAAGCCUGUAGUCAAAUUCGAGGAGGAAGAGGAGGAUCUAAUGGAAGUGGCCCUGCCCACAGGACACAACGGUUUGCCUGUUGCCAGUGUAAACAUGGCCGGAAGACGGCCAAUAGCCAAGAUCAAGAAGGCAGACUAUCCGACACCAGCCAGCUCCUCCCCUGUGAGACCUUCCACAGCCUCGGUAGAUGCGUCCUCCUGGAACGAUGUCACAAGCAGGCUCAAUGUCAUGAGUAGUCCAGCCCCACAGACCACAGGUGUUGGCAAAAUGAGGCCUGAGUCAGCGCUAGAAGAGGACGGUAGUUUGCACAUGUUCUGGACCGACUACACAGAGGUCAAUGGCAGUCUGUGUCUUUUUGGAAAGGUCAAAGACAAGGUAACGGGUGGUUAUGCGAGUUGCUUCGUCAAGAUCGACAACGUCUUCAGGGAGCUCUACUUCCUGCCGCGCGAAUACCGCCAUAUCAGAGGCGUGGCCACCGAUCAAGAAGUCGAGAUGAGCGAUGUCUACGAAGAAGUGGACUCCAUCAUGUCAAAGCACCGAGUUACGAUGCAUAAGAUCAAGCCCUGCACAAGGAAGUAUGCCUUCGAACUACCAGACGUACCUAAAGAGGCCGAUUAUCUUCAGCUCCUGUACGGAUAUGACAAGAUGCCUCUUUCCGCUGAGUUGACGGGAGAGACAUUCUCGCGAGUUUUUGGCACAAACACUUCUCUCUUCGAACAGUUUGUCUUGGGAAAGAAUGUAAUGGGCCCUUGCUGGCUGAAGAUCGACGCCGCAGACUGCGGUGCGAUCCACAAUGCUUCCUGGUGCAAACUCGAGGUGUCAGUCACCAAGCCGAACAACAUCGCAGUCCUGAGCAACUCGGAUAAUCUCGAUGCUCCUCCUAUGACUCUUAUGAGCCUGUCCCUCCGCACCACUUUCAACGCGGCGGACAACAAGCAAGAGAUCCUCAUGGCGAGCGCCAUGAUCUACGACAACUUCUCUCUGACAGAUACAUCGUCGAUCGAAGAGAUGCCAUGCAAGAGCUUCACCAUCAUGCGACCUAAUGGUGCGGCUUUUCCCACAGGAUUCCAGACUGAUGCCUCAAGGCUGAAAGGCAAUUUCUCGUUCAUGAAAAGUGAGAAAGAGUUACUCAGCUUACUCAUGGCCAUGUUCCAACGCCAUGACCCGGAUGUGCUUAUUGGCCAUCGCCUCGAUGAUGUAGAUUACAGUGUUCUGCUCAAUCGUCUGCGCGAAAACAAGACACCCGGAUGGCAUCGAGUGGGCCGUCUUAAGAGGAGCGACUGGCCGAAGAACUUUGGGAAAGGAGGUGGCAGCUUCUUUGCCGAAAAGCAGCUGGCUGCCGGUCGCCUGUUGUGUGACUUGGCCAAUGACCUCGGCAAGUCUCUCAUGACCAAGUGUCAGUCCUGGAGCUUGGAGGAGAUGUGUCAGCUAGUUCUCAACAAGCGGCGUGAAGAGCUUGACAAUGAGGCUGCACUGAAAAGCUGGGCGACCAGCAAGGAGGGGCUGCUGAACUAUGUCAAGCACUGUCAAGCCGAUGCCUACUUCAUCGCUGCCAUCUCGAUGAAGGUGCAGAUGCUCCCUCUUACUAAGGUUCUGACCAAUCUUGCUGGUAAUUCGUGGGCACGUACGCUGAGUGGCACCCGUGCUGAGCGAAACGAGUACAUUCUACUCCACGAGUUCCACAAGAACCAGUACAUCUGCCCUGAUAAACAGUGGGGCAAGGGCAAGAUCAAAGUCGAGGAAGAGAAUGCCGAAGGUGAAGAAGGUGUGGAUGCAAAGAAGAAGGACAAAUUCAAGGGUGGCCUUGUUUUUGAGCCGGAGAAGGGUCUUUACGACAAGUUCAUCCUUGUCAUGGACUUCAACUCUCUGUACCCCAGUAUCAUCCAGGAGUUCAACAUCUGCUUCACAACAGUAGAGCGAUCUGACCUAGCCGAGGACGAGGACAAAGUGCCAGAGGUACCCACGCACCAGGACCAGGGUAUUCUUCCACGUCUAAUUGCCACACUUGUGUCUCGUCGUCGCGAGGUCAAGAAGCUCAUGAAGGACAAAUCAGCCACAACAGAUCAGCUGGCUACGUGGGACAUCAAACAACUCGCCUUGAAGCUUACUGCCAACUCCAUGUACGGAUGUCUGGGAUACACGAGGUCCCGAUUCUACGCACGACCUCUUGCCAUGCUCACUACCUACAAGGGUCGUGAGAUUCUCCGACGGACGAAAGAUAUGGCUGAAGAGAAAAUGCUUCGCGUCAUCUACGGUGAUACUGAUUCCGUCAUGAUCAACACCAAUGUUGACAACAUCCAAGAAGCACUAAAGUUGGGCAACGAAUUCAAAAAGGAGGUCAACGACAGCUACAGACUGCUAGAAAUCGACAUCGAUAACGUAUUCCGUCGUAUCCUGCUACACGCCAAGAAGAAGUACGCCGCCAUAAACAUGGUUCCGGUCGACGGUAAAUAUAUCGAAAAACUCGAGGUAAAAGGUCUUGACAUGCGACGCCGAGAGUACUGCGCUCUGUCCAAGGAGACAUCUACCGAACUCCUCAACUUUCUCCUUAGUGGCGAAGAUCCGGAGACCGUUGUCGAGAAGAUCCAUAACCACCUCCGCGAACUGUCCAAGAAGAUGCGCGAAUACACAGUUCCGACCCGCAAGUACACGAUUUACACGCAACUCGGCAAGAACCCUGAUCAAUACCCCAACGGCGCCUCAAUGCCUUCUGUUCAGGUUGCUUUACGUUUGCAAGCCAAGGGAAAACACGUCAAGGCCAAAGAUGUCAUGUCCUUCAUCAUCACGGGUGACAGCUCUGGGUCCGCUGAGAACGCAGCCAAGAACGCCUACCCUGUUGAUGAAGUGCUCAAGCCCGAGAGUGAGCUGAAACCAGACAUUGACUACUAUCUGCACAAGCAAAUUCUACCACCGGUAGAAAGGCUAUGUGCUCCGAUUAGCGGGACAAACAUCACGCUCCUGGCGUCCUGUCUUGGGCUGGAUACGAGCAAGUACCGGAUCAGCAGCGCGACUUCGGGCGUGCAGCAGGACACCGAAGUCCACCCCCUCGAAAGUCAAAUCCCGGAUAGUGUGCGGUUCCAGGACUGCACGCCCCUCUUCCUCCGCUGCCGGACAUGCACGAGCGUCAGUCCCUUCUUUGGCGUUGCGGAUCUUCGGACCAAGACGCUCUCGCGCCAAGGCAUAACGUGCGCCAACAAGGAAUGUGCAGCAGUCAUACCGACCAUGUCUAUCGUUGCACAGCUCGAGUCCCAAAUCCGCCAGAUGCUCGCCACCUACUACUCUGGACAGUUGAUGUGCGACGACCCGGCGUGCGGAAACCGCUCUCGCAGCAUGUCCGUCUACGGCUCCCGCUGUCUCGGACCCAAGGGCCUUGCGAAAGACUGUUUGGGCAAAAUGCAUUAUGUCGUCAGGGAAAAGGACGUCUGGAAUCAGCUGCUCUACCUGCAGUCCUUGUUCGACGUCGACAGGCUUCACAAGGCGGAUCUGGGCGCCGAGGUGGGUGAGAGGAGGGACAAGAUGAAGAUCCUCGCCGAGGAUAACCGUGAGAGGUGCGAGACUUUGAAGGGCGUUGUGGAUGGGUGGCUGGAGAGGAACGGAAGGCAGUGGGUGCAGAUGGACUCGCUUUUCUCGUUUGCGUUGAAAUAG
Ascochyta rabiei is the source of this 4371-nucleotide messenger RNA. RefSeq names its product DNA-directed DNA polymerase. The record is from RefSeq and is a predicted model, not a curated record. Gene Ontology annotation, biological process: leading strand elongation; lagging strand elongation; DNA replication. The coding region runs from base 1 to 4371 and encodes 1456 amino acids. Gene Ontology annotation, cellular component: alpha DNA polymerase:primase complex. The transcript has 4 exons. Gene Ontology annotation, molecular function: chromatin binding; single-stranded DNA binding; DNA-directed DNA polymerase activity. NCBI's taxonomy places the organism in Eukaryota, Fungi, Ascomycota, Dothideomycetes, Pleosporales, Didymellaceae.